AUGUCUACUGCAUUCGACCCUUCCGUCGACAUUCCCGCCCUCAAUGGCAAGGUCAUCCUAAUCACAGGCGCCAACGCCGGCCUCGGCAAGCAGGCUGCAAUAGACCUAACGAAGCACAGCCCAGCUCUCAUCCUCAUGACAUCGCGCGACGAGUCCCGCGGCCAGGCUGCUCUGGAGCAAGUGAAAGCUACAGCCACAAAGGGUACGAGAGUAGCCUUGGUGCACCUCAAUCUGGCAAGCUUUGCAUCCAUCAAGCAAGCCGCCCAAACUGUCAUGUCGCAGACAGACAGGCUGGAUGUUCUGAACUUGAAUGCCGGCAUUCUGGGAGCGCCUGCCGGCCUAACUGAAGAAGGCUAUGAAAUUACCAUGGGCGUGAAUCACGUCGGCCACGCCCUUCUUCUCAAGCUUCUUACACCCUUGCUUGAAGCGACCAGCACGUCCACCGGGACCCCCUCCCGAGUCCUGAGCAUCAGCUCCGUAGGAUGGAAAUACCUCGAGCAGCCGGUCAUCAAUUUCGACGCACUCCAUACUCCCGACGCCGGCCUCGCGAGUAUGCAGCGCUAUAUGCAGAGCAAGCUGGCCAACGUUCUAUACGCCCGCGAAUUUGCCAAGCGCCAUCCCACCCUCAAGAUUGUGUCCUUGCAUCCUGGAGAGGCGGACACCGAACUGUACUCGCGUGAGCCUGGCGACGACUUUGUUGUGUACCUGCAGAAAGAAGUUGCGCCGAAGCACGUGGUGCCACUGAGUGAGGGAGUCAAGCACGAGCUGUGGGCCAUGACUGUGGUGGACGAGAAGCUUGACAAUGGGGCUUACUACGAACCUAUUGGCGUAAAGGGACUCCUGGAGAAGGCGGCGGCUGACAAUGAGCUCGCUGCCAAGCUCUGGGACUGGACGGACAAGGAGAUAGACGGGCAUGGUCUGUAA
This is a messenger RNA of Emericellopsis cladophorae, 924 nucleotides long. RefSeq lists its product as uncharacterized. Bases 1 to 924 code for a protein of 307 amino acids. NCBI's taxonomy places the organism in Eukaryota, Fungi, Ascomycota, Sordariomycetes, Hypocreales, Bionectriaceae. The record is from RefSeq and is a predicted model, not a curated record. The transcript has a single exon.